Metschnikowia bicuspidata var. bicuspidata NRRL YB-4993 is the source of this 1053-nucleotide messenger RNA. RefSeq lists its product as uncharacterized. The coding region runs from base 1 to 1053 and encodes 350 amino acids. Gene Ontology annotation, biological process: sphingosine biosynthetic process. Gene Ontology annotation, cellular component: intracellular membrane-bounded organelle; membrane; cytoplasm. The transcript has a single exon. The record is from RefSeq and is a predicted model, not a curated record. Lineage: Eukaryota; Fungi; Ascomycota; Pichiomycetes; Serinales; Metschnikowiaceae.
AUGUUGCUUUUAAAUCAAAAUGAUGUUUAUGUCUUGGACUCUACAAAGUCGGGAUCACAACUUCGCACGAAAGAGGCUGGGUUCUACGGGAGAAUACUUCAACCACUCUUUGAUGAUCUCUUUCUUGUAAAACACAAAUAUGUUGCGACUACUUCGUCGGUUUCCAUCCAUGAGUUUUCGUCGACUUUGCAGAGCAACGGUAGACCGAUUUUGAUGAUCAUCAUCGCUGGGGAUACCUCCAUUAGCGAGUUUGUCAACUCACUUUCAAAGGUGGAUAUGGGGCAAAUAAAAAUAUUUGUUGUGCCUGCUGGAACGGGAAAUUCACUUGCGCUUUCUCUUGGGAUUAUUGAUGAGCGGAUAGCCGUACAGAGAUUAUUUCAGUAUGAUGAAGAAAGCACGAGGCCAUUGAAUCUAUACCAAGCAAAAUUCCCACUUGGCUCAUAUUUUUUUAAGAACACAGACAGGCAACAACUUCUACCGAACAUCGUAUUGUUUGUCGUAGUCGCCUCGUGGGCUUUCCAUGCCUCAUUGGUGGCCGACAGUGAUACAGAGGAAAUGAGGAAGCAUGGGACAAGUAGAUUUAAAGUUGCUGCUCAUGAAAAUUUGAAACAGCUUCAAGAGUACAGAGGUGAUGUGGUGAUCAGUGAUGAUACGGGCUCAAGAAUCACUCACAAAGGUCCGUUUGCAUACUUGGUGGUGACGCCUUCUCAAAAGUUCGAGCCUUCUUUUCAAAUUCUGCCCAAAGGUGACAUAUUCAAUUCUGAUUUAUAUCUUGUUGGUUUUCAAACGCAAAAUAAUGGCAACUACAUUUUGGACAUAAUGAAGGAAGUCUACAAUGACGGAAAUCACAUCACCGAUCAAAGAGUUUUUUAUGACAAAGUGGACAAGCAUCUGAGGAUAAGAUUGACACUAGGUCCGAAUGAGACUAUCAGCAGAAGACGCUUUUGCAUCGAUGGUGCUAUUGUGAUUGUUCCGAACAACGAGGGGGACUAUGUGACGUUUAAAAAUCAUGGAAGCCACGUUAAUGGAUGGAAUAUCCUCAUCGUGAACUGA